CGACUAAUGAUUUCUUUUUCUAGGAGAUAAAAUAAGUCAAUGCGGACUGACGAUUCUCUGUGUCGACCAAGAGCUACGGUCUCUCGCCACCAGUCAUCUAGCAGGAUCAUAAUAAUACACUCUCGCUGCUUGCACAUUUUGCACUUUUGAAGCUCCAAGAUAUGACGCUACCCCCCUAACCCGCGGCUUAUGAACCUAGUCACGAUCCGGGGCCUUGGAACCCGUCUCCGCUUUCAUAUCGAGCAUCCGCCUGGGAGGCAUGUACGGAUACCGCGAGAUCAUCAAUUUAACAGUCAUACAGGGAAUCUCAUCCUGAUCACAGACUGGCUGGGUCUGUGAGGUAACACAUACUAGUUUGAUGUGGUCCUUGAGGAAACCAAUAGCCUCUGGCGUGACAAAGCUGAUCAAACCUCUAUCAUAACCCCAUUCUUGUCACAUACUCGCUACGGCGUAUCACACCUGUCAGAUUCUUGGGCCACAGAGCCAUGCUUUUUGGAUCCUCGGCAUCGUUGGUCCGGAGGAGAGGAACCCUUUUCGUCUGAAAUGGUCCAGUCAGAAACCGACCCUAUUGUACGACUGGCAUCAUCCCACUCGACCCCGUAUUACUUACUUUGUGGGGUUUUCUUUUCUCCAAGUGUGGAUUCGCUUUCUCCUAAAGCAUCUGUCUUGCAGAUGAACAAGAACCACACGGAGUCGCGGAACUACCGGAGAGAAAAUUGUCGUGCGCCUGGCGACUAGCAAUUUCUCUGUGCGUAUAUGCAGGCCUGGUGGGCGACCCUGAACUUGUCAAUCCCAGUCAAACCCUGGACAUGGGCGUGGCUGUCCUGAACCCUGCUUCCUCGCGGCAGCUGCAAGUUGCGUCCCGUCUCUCCAUUAUGGCGCAGGAUGUACUGCUAAGCCAGCAAGUGACCCGAUUGAAGGUGUUGCUUUGCCAUCUUUUGCAUGUCGUAUAGCUGUUGUUUUUAUCGAAAUGGCGGUGUUAACCACGGAUUAUCGGCACGGAGAACUUGGCCUUAAGAGGAAGAUUUCUGAAGCGAGAUUUCGUUGUAAAAGAAGGUUUUCUGGAACAUGCAAUCUUUAGAUGGAGAAAAACACGAUUUGGGCCUGGGGUGUUUCAAUCUAAAGUAGUUGAGAGAGAUACACUCUCAAGACCUGGUCUCCUCGUGGGGAACCGGUACAUGUAGGGGCGUUUUCUUUUUCCUCUCUGAGCUCCCUACCCCCCACUGAGUGUUCUUUUUUGACAUAUGGGAUGGCGCAAGUUGGGCCACAUACGCCAGGCUGAGAGUGGGAGGGCUUAUAAGUUCUCGCCAUCCGCGUUUCUGUGGCACUGGGAGUCCCGAUGUCUCUGGUGUUUUGCUUGAGCCAUAUUUCGCCAUCUCGACUUACAAUAUGGACGGCUCACUAGAACCACGCGUACCGCACGAUGAUAUCCAAUACAGAGGCAUGCAGCUCUUUGCUGUCCAGCUGUCCUUCAUGCUCGCGGCCGGCUUCUUCGUCCUGGCGAGAGCCUACGUUAAAGUAUGCAUCGUCAAAAGUUUAGCCAUCGAUGACUGGCUUAUCUUUGGGGCCAUGCUCGGUUACACAGCAUACGGUGGCAUCGCCCUCCACGGCAUCACCAAUGGUGCCACAGGAAAGCACAUCACAGAACUUACGGUCGACCAAGCCGCCGUCUCUCUCAGAGCCUGGUACAUCUGCGAAGUCUUUUACUCCCCAAUCACGCUGGCGAUCCGGACCUCGAUCUGUCUCCUGCUCCUCCGUCUCGCUCUCAACAAAGUUCACCGCUGGAUCAUCUACGCCAACCUCGUCGUCGUCUGGAUGAUCUCCAUCGCCUUCUUCUGCAUCAUGACCUUCCAGUGCAUGCCCCCAUCCUACUUUUGGAGGCAACUGUACGGAGACCCGGGGUCGUGUAUCAACUUCAACAUUGUCCCGGACGCGACCAUUGCACACAGCAUCAUCUCGGCGAUAUCAGACUGGUGCAUGGGUUUGCUGCCGAUUGCCCUCUUGUGGAACGUCAACUUGAACCGGCGUACAAAGGCACUUGUUGCUGUUCUCUUGAGUAUGGGCAUGGUUGCUGGUGUUGCUCUUAUCGUACGUAUACCAUAUGUAAGACGUCUCGCCAUCUCGGCAGACUUCCUCUACGAAACAAUCGACGUCGCCAUCUGGAGUGUCCUGGAGCCGGCGCUAGGCAUCAUCGCGGCUUCGGUCACCAGUCUCCGGCCUCUCUUCCAGAACUGGGGUUUCGGAUGGAGCAACAAGAGCAAGCAAUCUCGUCCGUCUGGAGCGGGCUGGGUCAAUACGAGCGGCCACCCAGGAACGAAAGAAACGUCCGGCGCCGUCGCCAGGGGGGGCAAAUCCGAAAACUCGAACUCCACCGUACGAACAUUCAACGACAUUGACCGGGCCUUGUCCGGCACCGGGUCCGAUAUCGAGCUGAACAAGACGGUCCGGGACGACGGGCGGGACGAGUACGAGGAGUACGACGCGUCGAGGCCGUCUUCUGAUCUCGGCCAGAGGAGCCACGUGCAGGAGACGCAGGCGCGCGACAGGCCGGUCAUCAAUGUCCGUACAACGAUUGAUAUCAUGUCGCACUCGAAUCACUCAAUCGAUCAAGUUCCACCGCCGGCGGAAUGCUCUGCUGGCGACAGGGAAGAAAAGGGGGCGGGAGGAGAGCCGGGAGAUCGCCGGGGCAAGGUGAUGUAGGCGAUGUGUUAUACCCAUUUCAUUACAAUCGUUGUUUUUCUUUUUGUCGUAGAUUCUGGCUAUAGAUCGGGGUAUAUGGAGUUUGGGCGUGCUCAUACCAUGCAGCAGGAAUGUGUUAUAUAAAGAGGCUAUACGCCUUCAAGCCGGG
This is a messenger RNA of Colletotrichum scovillei, 2848 nucleotides long. RefSeq lists its product as uncharacterized. NCBI's taxonomy places the organism in Eukaryota, Fungi, Ascomycota, Sordariomycetes, Glomerellales, Glomerellaceae. The record is from RefSeq and is a predicted model, not a curated record. The coding region runs from base 1390 to 2700 and encodes 436 amino acids. The transcript has 4 exons.